CUACAUACUCUUCACAAAUUCACAUUCCUCCUAUCCUAUAUAUCCUAUAUAAGCACACAUAUACCUCCUCCAUCGUCACGGCAACACCAUCUAUCAUAACUUGCCAAAUUCACUGCACCUCAAUUUGAUCCACCGACCAGUACUAGAACAGCUAAUCGAUGGCAGCUUCGUCGCGAAUGGGCGCGCUACUAGUUGUCUACCUCACUCUCAUGGCGGCGGCUCUCGGGGUCAGGGCGGAGCUCACCGCGGACUACUACAGCGAGACGUGCCCGCUCGCGCUGAGCACCAUCAAGGUCCUCGUCGGCACCGCCAUCGUGGGGGAGCCCAGGAUGGGGGCGUCGCUGGUCCGCCUACACUUCCACGACUGCUUCGUCAAUGGCUGCGACGGCUCCAUCCUGCUGGACGACACCGACGACAUGGUCGGCGAGAAGACGGCCAAGCCCAACAACAACUCCGUGAGAGGCUACGAGGUCAUCGACACCAUCAAGUCGGCGGUGAACACGGUAUGCUUGGGGAACGUCGUCUCCUGCGCCGAUAUCUUGGCUGUGGCCGCUCGCGAUUCCAUUGUCGCUCUGGGAGGAACCUCGUACGACGUGGUCCUCGGGCGGCGCGACGCGACGACGGCGAGCAUGGACGACGCGAACAACGUGAUCCCGAACCCGUUCAUGGACCUGCCGGCGCUGCAGGCGAGCUUCGAGUCCCUGGGCCUGUCCCUGCACGACCUGGUGGUGCUCUCCGGCGGCCACACGCUGGGCUACGCCCGCUGCCUCUUCUUCCGGGGCCGCCUGUACAACGAGACGGCGACGCUGGACCCGACCUACGCGGCGUCGCUGGACGAGCGGUGCCCGCUGUCGGGCGACGACGACGCGCUGUCGGCGCUGGACGACACCCCGACCACCGUCGACACGGACUACUACCAGGGCCUCAUUCAGGGCCGCGCGCUGCUGCACACGGACCAGCAGCUGUACCAGGGCGGCGGCGACGCCGGCGACCUGGUCAAGUACUACGCCGACAACCCCACCAAGUUCUGGGAGGACUUCGGCGCGGCCAUGGUGAAGCUGGGCAACCUAAGCCCGCUCACCGGCGACCAAGGAGAGGUCAGGGAGAACUGCCGGGUCGUCAACCAGGCGUGACGACCGAUCGUCGUCGAUCGGAUGAGCGAGGCAUCAUCUGCUUCGUUCCGUACGUACAGCGUCCUGAUACUGUCGCUGCUAGCUGCACCAGCAAGCUAUAAGCAGUAAGAUUCUGUAGCGUGUGUCUUUGUACUCGAGUUCCUCUUUAAUUCUGUGAGAAAUUGUUCCUGUGUUUAGUUAA
Molecule: messenger RNA, 1314 nt
Organism: Sorghum bicolor (sorghum)
Lineage: Eukaryota; Viridiplantae; Streptophyta; Magnoliopsida; Poales; Poaceae
Product: cationic peroxidase 1
Exons: 3
Coding region: 159-1133 (324 amino acids)
Biological process (GO): hydrogen peroxide catabolic process; response to oxidative stress
Molecular function (GO): heme binding; peroxidase activity
Source: RefSeq, a predicted model, not a curated record